This is a messenger RNA of Benincasa hispida (wax gourd), 2125 nucleotides long. RefSeq names its product hydroxyproline-rich glycoprotein family protein. The record is from RefSeq and is a predicted model, not a curated record. Lineage: Eukaryota; Viridiplantae; Streptophyta; Magnoliopsida; Cucurbitales; Cucurbitaceae.
AUUUAGAAUCUUUCCUUCGGCUGUCAGCCAGUGGCCUCUCUCUCCCUGUCUUUGCAUUUGCUGACUCAAUCACACACUGCCACCCUCGCUCAGCCACCGUUGCUGUCGACUACGCAGCCACCGUCGCCGUCGAUUUCUUCCGACAUCGCUUCCCAUUGGAAAUUGAAGUAUAUUGGGUUGCCUUUUUUCUUUUUCUUUAUUAGUUACUAUUUUCAGUGUCGAGAGACCAAAUAUAUAUGCUGUUAGAUAUUGCUCUGUGAAUGGAGAAAUACUAGGGUGGAUAGGGGCCUGACUCGCAUUAGUCCUUAAAUGGAUGAAGUUGGCGGAGGAGGAGGAGGAGGAGGAGGAGGUGGAGGAGGAGGAGGAGGGCCAUGAAUCUUGUAGGAAGAGACAGCUUAAGACACUAAGAGAUAAGUAGAUACUUCGUCGAGCUACCGGUUAGGAAUGGGGUCCGAGCAGAACAGAUUCCCUCAGCAGGAACGGGGAAAGAGAUGGGGUGGAUGUUGGGGUGCAUUAUCUUGUUUUCACUCUCAGAAAGGAGAGAAGCGCAUUGUACCUGCAUCUCGUUUACCUGAGGGCAAUGCCGUGACAACCCAACCUAAUGGACCUCAAGCAGCAGGAAUGACCAACCAGGCUACAGUUAUAACUCCAUCCCUUCUAGCCCCACCUUCGUCACCAGCAUCUUUUACAAAUUCUGCACUCCCUUCAACAGUCCAAUCACCUAGUUGUUUCAUGUCGCUGUCUGCCAACUCACCUGGAGGUCCUUCAUCCACAAUGUUUGCUACAGGGCCAUAUGCGCAUGAAACACAGCUGGUUUCUCCUCCUGUUUUCUCAGCCUUCACCACUGAACCAUCAACUGCUCCCCUCACCCCCCCACCUGAACUAGCUCACCUAACCACACCUUCUUCCCCUGACGUGCCGUUUGCUCAGUUCCUGUCCUCAUCGGUGGAUCUCAAAGGAACUGGAAAGGCCAAUUACAUUGCUUCAAAUGAUCUUCAAGCAGCAUAUUCUCUCUACCCUGGAAGUCCUGCCAGUAGCCUCGUGUCUCCAAUUUCAAGGACCUCUGGCGAUUGCUUAUCAUCUUCAUUUCCUGAGAGGGACUUCCCACCACAGUGGAAUCCUUCAGCUUCUCUCCAAGAUGGAAAAUAUCCAAGAAGUGGUUCUGGUCGGUUAUUUGGAAAUGAGAAAGCUGAUACAUCGUUGGCAUCUCAGGAUUCUAAUUUCUUCUGCCCUGCUACAUUUGCACAAUUCUAUCUGGACAAUCCACCAUUCCCUCACACUGGUGGGAGGUUAAGUGUAUCGAAGGAUUCAGAUGCCUACUCUUCUAGUGGGAAUGGAUACCAGAACCGGCACAAUAAGUCUCCAAAACAAGAUGUGGAGGAAAUAGAAGCUUACCGAGCAUCGUUUGGUUUCAGUGCGGAUGAAAUUAUAUCUACUACCCAGUAUGUGGAGAUAUCUGAUGUAAUGGAGGAUUCCUUUACUAUGAGACCUUUUACCUCAACUAAUUUGUCAGCAGAAGAAAGUAUUGAACCUCCAUUGUUGGGUGAAAAGCUAAAAUCCACACACACAACUUUACAGAGUCAGAGGAGUAUUAAAUCAGCACCUGAGGUUGUUGAAAAGGAAACCUGCACUGAAGUGUUGGCAUUAUGCAAUGGUUAUAAAGAUAAUAAAUUGCAAAGACAACCUGGUAACAUGUCAGGAUCAAGUACUUCAAACCAAGUUGAAAAAGACCUAUUCUCAAGGAUAGGUUCAUUAAAAAAUAGUCGCAAGUAUAAUCUUGGUUUAUCCAGCUCUGAUGCAGAAGUCGACUACAGAAGAGGAAGGAGCCUAAGGGAGGCCAAGGGAGAUUGUUCAUGGCAAUGACUAAGACAGCCUCUAGAAUAGAUUACAGUAUGUUUGUGUAUCUGUUUUUCUACUUUGCAGGUUUCCAUGAAAUGUCUAACGUAUGAUCUAACUUGAUGGCUCCCUGAAUUAUGAGUUGGCCACUGGAUGGAAAAAUGAUUAUUAUUUGUGUUUAUCGUGCCAAUUUAGAUAUGGAUUGGGUCGAAUUUCUGUAUUUGGUAAACGAAUUUGACUUUUCUUCAAUGAAUUAUAUAUGUUGUAUAAUCUACUUGCACGUUCAGUA